UAUCAGAUCUUUACUUGUAAAUUUUACCAAUAUGGGAAUGGUUUGGAAAUCUUUGUCGCAGUUUGUGAAGUUAUGUUUAUCCUGUUUAUUCUGACCUCCACAUAUAGAGAGUUCAGUAAAUUCAGAAACACUGGUUCUAAGGAAUACUUCUCAGAUCCCUGGAGUUAUGUAGAGGUGGCAAUUGUCUGCCUGGGAUACUCAGCUAUUGGUCUGUUUUUUCAACGUUUAGUCACAGUAAACUUCACCAUUGCCAGUUUCCAUGAACAUGGCAGAGAAGAAUUUGUGAACUUUUUUCCAGCAGCAUUCUGGGACUACAUCCUGGGCUACACCUUGGCUGCCAUGCUGGUGCUGACAGUGCUCAAGGUUUUCAAACUGCUACGGUUUAAUGUCAGCAUGAACAUGUUGUCUGCCACUUUGAAGAAAUCUUGGAAGCCUACACUACAUUUUUAUCUAGUUCUAGUUGUCCUCAUGAUGGCCUAUUCCUUCUUUGGGCAAUGUGCUUUUGGUCACUACAUCGAACACUUCAAGUCCUUAUUGGACUCCUUACAGACUUUGUUCACUCUGAUCAUGGGAGGAUUUGAGUUUGCAAUUCUGGGAGACUCAAACCGUGUCAUUGGUAUCAUGUUUCUGAUCACCUUUGCCAUGAUAGUCCAGGUGUCGCUGAUCAAUAUUUUCAUUGCCAUUAUAAACGAAUCAUUCAGAUGUGUUCAGAAGACCACCAAGGAGACGUCCAAUGAGAUGGAGAUGGUGGACUUUAUGUGGACGAGAUUACUGGUGAUUCUUGGUCUCCACACAGGGGCAGGGGUCACCAUUCCUUCCACUAUUGACCCAAAGAUACUGCAACAACUGGACAGGAAGCAAAAUUAGAACGUUUCAUCUGAUAUAGAUUUUAAAAUCAGACGAUUUAAGUUUUUUUACUACAAUAUGUUUAUAAAGACAUUAAAUGCUCCAUCAAUGAAAACAAGGUGAUACUAUUUCAAAGCCAGUUUUGUAUGUUAACCAAUAAUGUGGGACUGCGCAGGAUUGGAACAUGAUGCCAAUGUGUUAAAUAGCAGACUAUGACAGAUAUGAAUUAAGUAGCAGUUGUACAUGCAAUUAUGACACUUUAAUUGCCUCAAAUAGGAUGCUAUUGCAAAAUUGUGUAAAUACAUGUAUAAAUUUUAAAGGAAGUCCUACAGGUACUUUUAAAAUACUGAUACAUGUAUCUUAAACAAUGUUUAAGAAUUUUCCAUUUGAAAACGUAAGAAAAGCAAAGCUUCAUCUUGUACAUAAAAGCAUUUUAAAGUGUCAGAUGUCAUUUGGGGUCACAGGUCACCCAGGGUUCAGAGGUCACAUUCUGUGUACACAGAUAGCAAUUAGUUAAAGGGAUAAUAAGUCUUCGUAUGAGAUCUAUAUUUUACAAUAAAAACAUUGUGAGUAACUCAUAU
Molecule: messenger RNA, 1427 nt
Organism: Lingula anatina
Lineage: Eukaryota; Metazoa; Brachiopoda; Lingulata; Lingulida; Lingulidae
Product: polycystic kidney disease 2-like 1 protein
Source: RefSeq, a predicted model, not a curated record